Talaromyces rugulosus is the source of this 1806-nucleotide messenger RNA. RefSeq lists its product as uncharacterized. The transcript has 3 exons. Gene Ontology annotation, biological process: regulation of DNA-templated transcription; DNA-templated transcription. Gene Ontology annotation, cellular component: nucleus. NCBI's taxonomy places the organism in Eukaryota, Fungi, Ascomycota, Eurotiomycetes, Eurotiales, Trichocomaceae. Gene Ontology annotation, molecular function: zinc ion binding; DNA-binding transcription factor activity, RNA polymerase II-specific; transcription cis-regulatory region binding. The coding region runs from base 1 to 1806 and encodes 601 amino acids. The record is from RefSeq and is a predicted model, not a curated record.
AUGAAGCUUAGAUGUGACGGAUUGGAGCGGUUGCCGGCACCCUGCUCUCGAUGUGAAUCAACCGGGAAGAAUUGUGUGAUAGAUCGGAGCUUUCGACGCGUAUCUCGUAGAGAUCGGCUUGAUGAGCUAGAAAAGGACCUUCGUGCACUACAAGCAGGUGUUGAAAAACCUGCCAACCUCAACAACCAGUCUAUUUCAUCUGGGAAUAUAGAAGAGAUCCUACCCACCAGCGAUCAAGCUUCUACGCCACUAAUUGACUCCGGUGAAAAGAUUGACUUACCAGACUCACACGCUCUCUUGUCUCGAUAUCGGUCCGUCCUACUUCCUCAUCGCUUAGAGGAUAUAGAACUUCAGCCCCAAGAAAUAAUUAAGCAUGUAAUAUUGUUCUAUCGGCAUUAUCAUGAACACUUCCCGAUACUUCCGGAUAUCCAUUAUUUACUUCAGAAUAUACAGACCAGUCCGUUGCUGGUCUGGGUGAUUGUGGCCAUCACGUCCGCUCGACGCCCACUGGAGCAAUACUUACGGGUUAAACUCAUUGAGCCUAUGAAACGCCUGGCUGGAGCCUCCAUAAUGGGAAGUGAUUCUCCGUCCAUAUUCUUGGUUCAAGCAUUGUUAUUGCUUUGCAACUGGCCGAUGCCUUUCAAAGCAACAAUCACCGAUCCAUCUUGGACGUAUUGCGGAGCUGCCGUGAGCAUAGCUCUGCGAAUCGGCCUUCACAAACCCGCUUUCCAAGUCGACUUUAUGUACGGAUUUAGAGGCGAUGAAGACGGGAUUGCCUUGCGGACUAGAUCAUGGGUGGCCUGCUUCAUUAUGCAACACAGAGUAAGUAUCAUACUUGGCCUUCCUACAAUGAUUAAGCUUGACCACACCAUUCUCGAGAGUAUGACAGGUUAUUUUCCUCACCUUCCGCAAUCUCUACAAAGGAUGCUGUUUCUUACCUACAAGAUCCAUAACUUCUCGAAUCAGCUUGGCCAGUGUGAAUCCACCAAAUAUGGAUUUUCGCCAAACCCACUUUCUCUUGUUCAAGGAUUCGAAAAGGAUUUGGACCUAUUUCAAACAACAUUGAAGUCUAGACGCGAAGAAACCGCGCUACUUUCUGCAAAGCUACAUCUUUAUUCAUAUCUUCUAAGUCCAUCGUUGCAGGACCAUGACGCUACCGAAUCUCUAAAAUUAGUUGAGGGGCACCACAUAACAUACUACGUCGGCCAAGCUUACUCCUGUGCCUCCAGGAUUGUUAAUCUCAGUUAUGAUAUGUUUUCGCAGGACCCCGGGAUUGAGAGCUUCGAAGGAGUACAGGAAAAGCGUCAUUGGAGCGUGGGUUGGACACAUGACCUCAUGUACGCAAUGAUGGUUCUACUUUGGAUAGUUAAGCUUUCAGACGUUGAAUGCGAUAUAGAUGCGGCGGAUUCUAUCCUCCGGCAGGGGAGAAAUAUCUACAAACAACUUAUGACUAUGGAUGAUGACCACCAUUCAAGAGUUUGCGACCUUGUCGAUUACAUCACCUGCAUGGAUUUUAACAACCUGAAAGACAGCCGAACUACAUUGAAGCAGACUUUUAUCCGGUCCAGAAUGAGUGCUAACAUUAUCUGGAAUGUGGUCUACGCUGCUAAGAAGAGAUUUUUUGAGCAAAGACGAACGCCGGGAGACAUCGAGUCAAAUUCGAUUGAUAUGGUAUGUUUUUCGGCCGAUCGCCCUGGCUUGGAUGAUUUGGAACCAAAUACAUACACUGGAGAUUUCGGUAAUGAUAACAUAUCAUGGAUCGACUGGGACUCCUUUUUGCCCACGGACGGUGCAAACAUCAUCUAA